GUAGAAUUUCAAAAAUUACUUCAGCAUCUAAUUUCUUCUAUGCAAAAUUAGGUAUAAAUAGAGGAAGAUUUUCAUUCUUGAAGCAUUCGCUUGUUGAGCGUUCAAGAAGUAAAGAUCUUCAGUGAAAUUCAGCGCUGUAAAGUUCAAAGAUUUGUGCAAUCAUGAAAUUGUCAGUCGUCGCUAUUUUCAUUGCUUGCUUUACCGUUGCAUUUGCUCACUCUUGGCAAACCUACCACCAUGCAUCACAUGAGCAUCAUGCAUCACGCCAUAAUGCGGGAAGAAGCCAUUUGGGAAACCUUUGGCAUCACGUUAAAUUGAUUGCAAGCAAUCCAAAAAGAAUCGUAGAAAAUAUUUAUUACAAUUUGUUUACUGAUGAUCACUGUCAUGGCUUAGAAUGUCCAUCAUUUACGCUGGAAAAAAGAACUGAUAAUUACGAAUUACGAUGCUACCCAGCUUAUACUUGGGUUGGAACAAGUUACACUGGUACGGAACGCACUUACAAGACUCAAAGUGAUAUGUUUUUAAGACUGUUUCAUUAUAUCGGUGGUGCUAAUCAAAACCACACGAAGAUCGAUAUGACCGUUCCCGUCGCAACAAAAUAUGUCCCUGGAGUCACUGAGUCAACGUGGACCAUGCUCUUCUUUACCCCAAUGAAAUACCAACAUAACACACCUAAACCCACAAAUCCCAAAGUCUCUAUUAUUAAAUUACCUAAAAUUUGUGUUUAUGUCAGGAGUUUUAAUUAUUACAUGAACGACAAGAAGGCGACAGAAGAAGCUGAUAAACUCGCUAGUUUGCUAACAGCUGAUGGUAUCACAGACUUCACCUCUCCCAAGAAAACCUUCUUCUCAGGCGGUUAUGACAGCAUGUUUACUCUGCCUUUCUUACGUCACAAUGAGGUCUGGCUUGUACAAACCUCAGAAAACAACUUGAAUAGUGGAAAUUUAGUUCUGAAUGACAGGGGAGGUGAAACGGCAAAGCAUCGCAAAUUUACUACAUUCUUACAAGUGUCAAAAGACUUUGAUCACGAGACUCUGGUCACGAGACCAAUGUACAAGACACAUAUACAGACGUUAAGGUUAUGUAUAGAGGAAAAUUUUCAUUCUUCAGGCAUUCGCUUGUUGAGUGUUGAAGAAGUAAAGAUCUUCAUUGAAUAUCAGUCCAAUGAAAAAUGUCAUGGUUUAGAAUGUCCAACAUUUACGUUAGAGAAAAGAACUGAUGAUUACGAAUUGCGAUGCUACCCAUCUUAUAGUUGGGUUGGAACAAGUUACAUAGUGAACACAAUCUACAAUUUCGAUAAUUGUUGUUUAGGUAAGGAGCGGUAUUGGUCGACUAAAACAAAUAUGUUUUUAAAAUUGUUUCACUACAUAAACGGUGCUAAUGCAAACCAAACAAAAAUCAAGAUGACAGUUCCUGUAGCAACAAAAAUCAUCCCUAUGGGCAGCAAGACAAUGUGGACCAUGCUCUUCUUUACUCCAAUGAAAUACCAACAUAACACACCUAAACCCUCAAAUCCCAAAGUGUCUAUUUUCAAACUACCUAAAAUUUGUGCUUAUGUCAGGAGUUUCAAUUGGUAUAUGGGAGAUAAAAAGGUGAAAGAAGAAGUUGAAAAGCUCGCAAAUUUACUAAGAAAUGAUGGUAUUACAGACUUUGCCUCUCCUGCAGCAGCCUACUUCUCAGCAAGUUAUGACAGUGAACUGACCCUACCCUUCCUACGUAACAAUGAAGUGUGGCUUAUACAAAAUUCACAAAACAAUUUGUAAUAAUGGAUACGUUUUUGUGUCUGUGUAGAACAACCUUUUAAGAACUUUAUGGGAUACUCAAAGGCAUUUAGUAUGUUUAAUAAUCAUGUAAAAGUUUUUCUGAUUUUUAAAAAACGCAAGACAAAA
Molecule: messenger RNA, 1889 nt
Organism: Xenia sp. Carnegie-2017
Lineage: Eukaryota; Metazoa; Cnidaria; Anthozoa; Malacalcyonacea; Xeniidae
Exons: 9
Coding region: 162-1763 (533 amino acids)
Source: RefSeq, a predicted model, not a curated record